AUGUGCUACUAUGGCAGCUACUCUGGUGGCCUGGGCUAUGGAUACGGUGGUCUAGGCUGUGGCUAUGGCUGUGGCUAUGGCUAUGGUGGCUAUGGUGGCUAUGGUGGUUAUGGUGGCUAUGGUGGCUAUGGCUAUGGCUGUUGCCACCCCCUGUGCUGUAGAAGAUACUGGUCUUAUGGCUUCUACUGA
Chinchilla lanigera (long-tailed chinchilla) is the source of this 189-nucleotide messenger RNA. Its product is annotated as keratin-associated protein 20-2-like. The coding region runs from base 1 to 189 and encodes 62 amino acids. The record is from RefSeq and is a predicted model, not a curated record. Lineage: Eukaryota; Metazoa; Chordata; Mammalia; Rodentia; Chinchillidae. The transcript has a single exon.